Molecule: messenger RNA, 1977 nt
Organism: Nerophis ophidion (straightnose pipefish)
Lineage: Eukaryota; Metazoa; Chordata; Actinopteri; Syngnathiformes; Syngnathidae
Product: zinc finger protein 892-like
Exons: 2
Coding region: 239-1456 (405 amino acids)
Biological process (GO): regulation of transcription by RNA polymerase II
Cellular component (GO): nucleus
Molecular function (GO): RNA polymerase II cis-regulatory region sequence-specific DNA binding; DNA-binding transcription factor activity, RNA polymerase II-specific
Source: RefSeq, a predicted model, not a curated record
AACAUUUUUGUUCCGGACCUCGACGACGUCAAAACAGGAAGACGAAUAAAAACAAGAUGGCGUUUGAGGAAGAAGACGUUGUCGUCGUUAUUACAGUUUGUCCACUGUAAUCCUAAACGUACGUGUGCACGUAUACGUUGUUUAAUAGAGUAGACUUCUUUGAUGAUUGUUUUGUAUUCCGAUACAUUAGUUGGAGCGCACUUUGAAGUGAUCGACACGGUGUUGUGAUCGUGGGAAAAUGUCUAAAUUACAAAUGUUGAGGGCGCUGGUGAAUCGGCGACUGGCGGCCGCCGUUGGAGAAAUAUUCGAGGUGUUCGAAAGAACGAUAGCGGAGUACGAAGACGAGCUUUCGAGGACGAAAGCGGAGAAGGAGCGACAACGUCAACUACUGGACGCUGUUUUCAAGAAACAUCAAGUUGUGUCACACGGAACAGAGGUCUGUGAAGAACAUUUUCUCCCUGCGCGGCAAGAGCCGAGCUUCGGGAUGGAGCAGGAGGAGCCACAGCCCUUCAACACUGAAGAGGCGCCACAGACACUGCAAAUCAAACGGGAAGAGGAGGACCCACUGACCCCUCUUUUCAAAGAGGAAGAGGAGGGACUCAGCAUCAGUCAGCAGGGAGAGCAUCUUGAAGCACUGGAGGAGGUAGAUGUCACCAAGAUGCCAGUGACUGGUGUCUCUGUGAGGAGUGAAGGUGAUGAGGUCAAAGGUGAGAGUGAGGAGCAGAGAGAGGCGGAGCCUCCGAGCAGCAGAUCAACUCAACACAUGACAACAGAAGCUGAUGGAGACAAGCUCUUAGCUCCACUAUCAGAUAGUGACAUUGAGGCUCAUGAUAAAGUCUCUAAAGAUGAUAAGACAUGUCACAGCGACAACACACGCUUCAAAUGUUCUCACUGUGACAAAACUUUUAAACACCGUUGGAGUCUGAAAAUACACACGAGGAUACACACCGGAGAAAAACCUUUUUCCUGCUCAGUUUGCGGCAAAAGUUUUGCACAAAGAACAUAUUUGAAAGUACACAUGAGUACGCACACUGGAGAAAAGCCUUUCAUCUGCUCGGAAUGCGGCAAAGGUUUUGCAACUAAAAGUGCGCUGAAAGGACACACGAGAACACACACCGGGGAAAAGCGUUUUUUUUGUUCAUUCUGUGCAAAGGGUUUUGCACAUAAAAGCGUGCUGGAAGAACAUACAAGAGUGCACACUGGAGAAAAACCGUGUUGCUGUUCAAUCUGCGGCAAAUGUUUUGUGCAUCGCAACUCUUUAAAAGUGCACAUCCGAACGCACACGGGAGAAAAACCGUUCACAUGCUCAAUCUGUGGGAAAGGUUUUGUGGAAAGUACCAACCUGAAAGUACACAUAAGAACACACACCGGAGAACGACCUUUUUCCUGUUCAAUCUGCGGCAAAGAUUUUACUCAAAGGAACCAUCUGAAAGCACACAUGAGAACACACUGGUGAACAACCAUAUUAAUGUACGAGCUGCAACAAAAGUUUUUGUCACCUAUCUGAACUUGUAAAACAAACAUGAGAACACACACAAGAGAGAAAAUGUUGAGUUGCAGUGUGUGUGGUGAAAGAUUCUCUUCUAAGUCCCAGUGUAAGAAACACAAGUGUGCUGGUGAGAACAGCAGCAGCAAAUGAAGAUGCAGGAUUUGAAAUAAACGGUCAAAAUAUUGACUUUGACUUUCUAACAACAUCAGCACAUAUAACGUGUGUGACAUCAUUGUUGUGUGUGUAACACAAUCUUGUUAAUAUGAUUCUAACAUUUAUAGUCAAGUGUUUUUGCUUUUUUCGCUGUGCUUAUCCCACACUUAAAAGGAUGUACCAAUGUUGAAUAUGGCUUCUGGAUUUCACUCUAAAGACCAGACCGUUGUUAUAAUUUUUCCUUUUAUUUUCCUUUAGUUUGCAACAGUUUCUUUUAAGGGGAACAUUAUCACAAUUUCAAAAGGGUUAAAAACAAUGAAAAUCAGUUCCCAGUG